Molecule: messenger RNA, 2952 nt
Organism: Drosophila ficusphila
Lineage: Eukaryota; Metazoa; Arthropoda; Insecta; Diptera; Drosophilidae
Gene: GluRIIC
Product: glutamate receptor ionotropic, kainate 2
Biological process (GO): synaptic transmission, glutamatergic; modulation of chemical synaptic transmission; monoatomic ion transport
Cellular component (GO): plasma membrane; postsynaptic membrane
Molecular function (GO): transmitter-gated monoatomic ion channel activity involved in regulation of postsynaptic membrane potential; glutamate-gated receptor activity
Source: RefSeq, a predicted model, not a curated record
UCGUCAGAACGAGUGCUCGCAGGAAAAUCGAAAUAGCUGGCCCGAAUGUUCGGCGAAAAUUCCAGAGCAGCAGGCAUGUGGCACCGCAUAGUUCUGCUCUGCUGCGUAUGGAGUGCAUUUUUCGUGUGCCACAGCCAGGGGCAACAAAUCAACAUUGGCGCCUUCUUCUACGACGACGAGCUGCAGCUGGAGAAGGAGUUCGUGGAGGCGGUCAACGCCAUCAACGGCCCGGAAUCGGAGCAAACCCCGAGUUUCUACCCCCUGAUUAAGCGCCUGAAGCCCGAGGACGGCAGUGUGGAAGUGCAGGAGCAGGCUUGCAAUCUUAUAGAUAAUGGUGUCGCGGCUAUUUUCGGACCAAGUUCAAAGGCGGCGAGCGACAUCGUAGCUCUGGUCUGCAACAGCACCGGCGUCCCGCACAUCGAGUUCGACCUCUCGGACGAGCAGCAGCCGGAGGAGCGGCCCAACCACCAGCAGUCCCUGAACCUCUACCCCUCCCAGGUGAUCCUCUCCAAAGCCUACGCGGACAUCGUGCAGAACUUCGGCUGGCGCAAGUUCACGAUAGUCUACGAUGCGGAUGAUGCCAAGGCGUCGGGUCGCCUGCAGGACCUUCUGCAGCUGCGGGAGGUCCACAACGACAUAGUCAGGGUGCGGAGGUUUCAGAGGGACGACGACUUCCGGGUCAUGUGGAAGAGCAUCAGGGGCGAGAGACGAGUGGUCCUGGACUGCGCCCCCGACAUGCUGGUCGAUCUGCUCAACUCCUCCUCGGAGUUCGGCCUGACCGGGCAGUUCAAUCACAUUUUUCUCACGAACUUGGAGACCUACGCGCACAAUCUAGAGGAGCUCUCUGCGGACAACGAAACCUUCGCCGUGAACAUCACGGCAACCCGCCUUUUUCUCAACCCCGAUCUGCCAGAGUUCCCCCAGGACGACGGCAGCGAAGCACGCACCCUGCUCCACGACCUGAUCCACGAUGCAGUGAAUCUGUUCGCGCAGUCCUGGCGGAAUGCCAGCUUCUUCUACCCGGACAGGAUGGUCGUGCCGAGGAUAGCCUGCGACUUUGUCCCCUCCGGAGGUCGUCCCUGGGUCAUGGGUCGCUACCUGGCGCGCCAGAUGAAAGGGAUCUCCGGCGUGGACAGCACGAGCUUCCGGACCAGCAGCCUGAGCUUCGACGAGGACGGGCAGCGGAUUGCGUUCCAGCUCGAGCUGUACGACCCCCUGGACGGCAUCGGCAUAGCCGUCUGGGACCCGAGGGGCCAGGUGACGCAGCUCAACGUGGACGUGAAGGCGCAGAAGAAGAUCAUCUACCGGGUGGCCACCAGGACCGGUCCGCCGUACUUCAUGGUCAACGAGACCGCGCAGGAGCUGAACCUCACGGGCAACGCCUUGUACAAGGGCUACGCGGUGGACCUCAUCGACGCCAUCGCCAAGGAGGUUGGGUUCGAGUACGUAUUCGUUCCGGUCGCGGAUAACCAGUACGGGAAGCAGGACAAGGACACGAAGCAGUGGAACGGCAUCAUCGGCGAGAUCGUCAACAAUGACGCCCACAUGGGAAUCUGCGACCUGACCAUCACCCAGGCCCGCAAGACCGCGGUGGACUUCACGGUGCCCUUCAUGCAGCUGGGCGUCAGCAUCCUGGCCUACAACAAGCCCCACACGGAGAAGGACUUCGCGGCGUACCUGCAGCCCUUCGCGUACGAGGUCUGGCUGUGGAUCCUCAUUGCCAUUUUCGUGGUGACCUUCCUGAAGACGAUUGUGGCGCGGAUCUCGAAGAUGGACUGGGAGAACCCGCACCCGUGCAACCGCGACCCCGAGGUGCUCGAGAACCAGUGGCACAUCCACAACACCGGCUGGCUGACGGUGGCCUCCAUCAUGACGGCCGGGUGCGACAUCCUGCCGAGGAGUCCCCAGGUGCGCAUGUUCGAGGCCACGUGGUGGAUCUUCGCCAUCAUCAUCGCCAACUCGUACACCGCCAACCUGGCGGCCUUCCUGACCAGCUCCAAGAGGGGCAGCAUCUCCAGCCUGAAGGACCUGAGUGCCCAAAAGAAGAUCAAGUUCGGCACCAUCUACGGCGGCAGCACGUACAACCUGCUGGCCGAGUCGAACGAGACCGUCUACCGCCUGGCCUUCAACCUGAUGAACAACGACGACCCCUCGCCCUACACGAAGGACAACCCCGAGGGAGUGGAGCGGGUGCGCAAGAUCCAGGGCAACUACAUGUUCCUGAUGGAGACCACCACCCUGGAGUACUACCGCGAGCAGCACUGCGACCUGCGCUCCAUCGGGGAGAAGUUCGGGGAGAAGCACUACGCGAUCGCCGUGCCCUUUGGGGCCGAGUACCGGUCCAACCUGAGCGUGGCCAUCCUGCGGCUGAGCGAGAAGGGUCGCCUCUACGACCUCAAGAGGAGGUGGUGGCAGAACGAGGACGCCAACUGCUACCAGGAGCCCGACUCGGACGAAACCCCGGACAUGAACUUCGAGGAGCUGCGCGGCAUCUUCUACACGCUCUACGCGGGCAUCCUGAUCGCCUUCCUCAUCGGCAUCGCCGAGUUCCUGGUCUACGUUCAGCAGGUGGCUCUGGAGGAGCGGCUCACCUUCAAGGCCGCCUUCAAGAAGGAGAUCCUGUUCGUGCUCCGUGUGUGGGUCAACAAGAAGCCCAUUGUGGCCGGGACCCCGGUUUCCAGCCUCAGGACCACGCCCCGCAGGUCCCUGGACAAGUCCUCGGAACGAACCCCCAAGUCGAGUCGUCGCAUCGUCAUCGGGCGCUCCUCGGAGGAGAUGCGGGAAAUGCCGCAGGGAUCCGGAGCUGGGUCCUCCUCGCACUCCGACAGCACGAAGGCGGAGCAGCAGGAGGAGCGGCUUUAAGCAGUCUGAUUGCCAGCUAUUGUUAAUGAGUUUUCAGUUGGUUUCAGGGGCAGAAGUUGCUGCAUUCAAUACAACCAGAUUCGAACAUAA